UUCUUCUCUGCUUUCAAUUUGUCACACUAUCAAUUUCUAUGCAUUCAUCUCUUACUACAACUAACCUGUUUCAUCUCUGUAAUGUAGAAUUGGCCUUUACAUUUACAAAUUGUUUAUUAUUCAAUCCAGGAGGAUGAAAUUGAAAGGAGGGCCAAACAAAGCCUGUGCUGCAUGCAAGUUUCAGAGAAGAAGGUGCUCUUCCGAUUGCUCUCUGUCCCCAUUCUUCCCAGCUGAUCAGCCUAAGAUCUUCAACGACGUGCACCGCCUCUUCGGAGUUUCUAAGGUGAUCAAAAUCCUGAAGAAAAUGAGGGACCAUGACCAAAAAGUUGAUGCAAUGAAAUCAAUCAUCUUUGAGUCCUAUAUCCGCGAAAAAUACCCUGUUCAUGGCUGCUUCGGCAUUAUCUCACAGCUUGACCAGGAGCUUCAUCAAGCUACCGAAGAGCUUCAUUAUGUCCGCGCACAGCUCUCAAUGCUGAAAGAAAACAAUUCCCAAUCUUCUCAGAUCAUGAAUUCGUAUGAUGUGGCCAGCGAAAACAAUGACAAUGGUGCAUUUUACUCGGACCAGUCUGGUGAUCAAACUAAAUCUUUCAUGAAUCUAAAUAGUUAUUAUUCGGAUGGUAUGAGUGAUGACAACAAAUUGUUAGAAAUUCAAACACAAUUUGGUGACUCGAAUACAUUUGCCCUUAACCAUAGCCAAGUGGGAGAAGCUUCUGAUCAAGAUUAUGAUAUCAUGAACUUGUAUGCAAUUGAUGAUCAAUCAUCCAAAGAAGCUUGUGAAUCAAGCUCAGAAUCAUCGUGCAAAGACGGGAAACAACAAGUUGAAUUAGUGCCGAAGAAUGAACUCAAGAGUGCGGCCGCGUACUUCAGUCUCAUGAGCAUCAACUCUGAUCAAGUUACCCACCCGGUAGUGCAGUAGAAUUUUAUAUCAAGUUUUCAUUCUUGAUGAAUUAAAAAAAUUUAACUGUCUCUUUACAUUCGAUUUCACAUUUUCAAUCUAUAAAGACACAUCUUAUAGAAAUGUUCAAUCCACGCAAUUGUUUUCU
This is a messenger RNA of Daucus carota subsp. sativus, 1043 nucleotides long. RefSeq names its product LOB domain-containing protein 27-like. The transcript has 2 exons. Lineage: Eukaryota; Viridiplantae; Streptophyta; Magnoliopsida; Apiales; Apiaceae. The record is from RefSeq and is a predicted model, not a curated record. Bases 134 to 916 code for a protein of 260 amino acids.